AUGACUUCCUCACUCCCAAAGACCAUGAAGGCACUCCAAUACUCCAAACCGGAGGAAUAUUCUAUUGUCAACAUCCCAUUGCCAGAGCUCCGCGAAAACGACGUGUUGCUGAAAGUCAAGGCCUGUGGUGUUUGCGGCACUGAUCUGCACAUCCAUGAAGGAGAAUUCCUUGCCAAGUUCCCCCUUGUCCCAGGGCAUGAGACCGUUGGUGUUGUUGCCGCUGUGGGGCCAAAGGUCAAAGGAUUUACUAUUGGCGACAGAGUUGUUGCUGAUAACUCCGAGCUCUGCGGAGAGUGUUUCUACUGCCGACGCGGCGAGGAAUUGCUUUGCGAGCACUUUGAGGCCCAUGGAGUUACCAUGAACGGUGGUUUUGCCGAAUAUUGCGCCUACCCAGCUGGCCGAGUUUUCAAGAUUCAGAAUCUCUCAGACGUUGAUGCUACUCUUCUUGAGCCCGCUUCCUGCGCUGCCCAUGGCCUUGAUAAAAUUGCCCCUAAGAUGGGUUCGUCUGUGCUCAUGUUUGGUGCAGGCCCAACUGGCCUUGUGCUUGCACAAUUGCUCCGUCUCAAUGGUGGCUGCAAAGUUGUCAUUGCUGCCCCCGAGGGCCUGAAAAUGGACCUCGCCAAGUCGCUCAACGCUGCUGAUGAAUACAUUCCUCUUUCUCGAAAAGACCCCAGCGCCCAAUUCGAAGCUCUUAAAGCCGCCAAUCCAUAUGGUUUUGAUAUCGUUGUCGAAGCCACUGGUAGCGUUAAGAUCUUGGAGGAUGCUAUCAACUAUGUUCGCCGUGGCGGCAAGUUGAUUGUCUAUGGCGUGUAUGCCAGCAAGGAUAGAGUCACAUGGCCACCAUCCAAAAUUUUCGGUGACGAGAUCACUAUUCUUGGCAGCUUCAGCGAGACUUAUAAAUUCCCCGCUGCUAUUGAUUAUCUCGACUCUGGUAAGGUGCGCGUUAACGGAAUUGUUAACAAGACCUUCAAGCUCGAGCAAUGGGCCGAGUGCCUGGAGUCGAUGAGGAACAAGUCGGCUAUCAAGGCUGCCAUCACUUUCGAUUAG
This is a messenger RNA of Ophidiomyces ophidiicola, 1047 nucleotides long. RefSeq lists its product as uncharacterized. Gene Ontology annotation, molecular function: oxidoreductase activity; zinc ion binding. The coding region runs from base 1 to 1047 and encodes 348 amino acids. The transcript is spliced from 8 exons. The record is from RefSeq and is a predicted model, not a curated record. NCBI's taxonomy places the organism in Eukaryota, Fungi, Ascomycota, Eurotiomycetes, Onygenales, Onygenaceae.